AUGUCAUCAAACGCCUCAGACACCGUGGCGCCAGCGUCGUUACCUGCAGAGGGCGUCACUAUGACGCCGUCAGAUCAGCCGGUCCACCCUGGCACCCCCAACCUCCACACCCCACACUCUGCCCAACGCCCCAGCACGUCGAGCGAGCUGGGCUCCAACCGCGUCCCACCACUGCCAUGUGCGCAGGACUCGGCAACAGUCGCGAUGCCGAUCUCCUCCACUGAGGUUCGCUUGAGCAGUUCACAUUCCUACACGCUGCGGCCACUCGAGAUUGUGGAGUCGAUUAAAGUCUUGCACGAGUUGCACCAGAACGGCGGGCUCACAAAGGAGGAGUUUGCGCAGGCAAAGCAGCAGAUUUUGGACUCGGGAUCGUCUUCGGCGUCCACAUUCAAGAGCAAGCCGAAACGGUCGCGCGAGUGGCGACCGCGUGGGCGCCGCCACCGCCGACGCGGUCGCAACUCGCGCUCGCUUUCCACGUCUACUGGCACGCACCCGUCCCAAGAUUCUCGCACAUGCAUCUCCUCUGGCGCUGGCACCAAGAGUACGAGCCAUCGGCCUAGCCGUUCCUCCUCGUCGUCCUCGUCGUCGAGCGAUCGCUUCAUCGUUGUACCGCGCUCCACCGUGUGGCGCACCCUCAACGACGCCAUCGAGGAGGGCUUACUCGUCCAUCACUCAACAGAGGGCCACGCUGUGCGCAGUGAAUGCAACAGUGCGUCGCCGCUGGUGUACUCCUCGUUGCUGAGCAGCAGCGGUGGCACUGACGUCGGACGUGGCGGCAGUGAGAAAGAGAAACAGGGAGAGUCCUGCGCUGGCGCACACAGGCGAAACGGCUACCAGGAAAUUCCCUCUGAAGAUCCUCUCCCAAGCAACGUAGGAAGUGGAGCAGCGGUGCCGACGCCAGCACUAGCCGCCGCAUCAGGCACCAAAGACGGCGUCUUCGUGUCCCUCGGCAGCGGUUCUGUCGGCUCCGCGACCGCAGCGACAGGCAGCAGCGUCGCCCGCCACAUCGCUUCCGACGGCCGCGACAAGGCCAAGUACGGCGCCUUCUUGAGCCGGGACGAUGGCGCUCGCGUCGUUGGUCCUACACCGGACAUGCGCACGGCACUCCGUAGGGAGGAUGUCGUGCGCAUUCACUACUUCAAUAGCCGCGGCGGCUCCGGCAAUCAUUUCAGCAACGUCGAGCUGCAGACCUCCCAGCUCCGUGACCCAAUCUUCGUUCACAAAGGACAGUCCCAGGUCAUUCCAGCCAAGCUGCGUGCCUCCGUCUCCAGACCCGGCCACGAUGAGCCGACCAUGGUGGCGAUGCCGGCCCAAGACUCUCAGAUCUUCCAGUUGGCCGAGAUGACGCUAGAGGAACGGCGCGCCUGGGAGAUGACGACGACGCGCUCUUCUUCCACAUCCCGCAGAGCCAGGUCCUCGUACUUUGAGCAGAGCUUCAACUGGUAUUGGGUGGACGUGACGGGCAGAGACCCCAGUCGGCAACGGUACAACGCGACGCUGCGCUACCUAACGGACCGCUUCAAGCUGUGCGAGUCGUUCCUGGUUGAGCGAGAGCACACGCUGGUGUUGCCGCAGGUUUGCGAGUCGCCCAUCUACCCUGGCCAGUACCUGCUCAACCUACGCGUGGCAACCGACAAGAUCUCCAUCUCUGACGACAGCGUGAUGGAGCUGACGAAUCGAUGGAUUAUUGUGGUUGACCUGAAACAGCACGUCGUCAUCACGCUGCACCGCGUCGACACGCAUGGCAUGGCGAACCUACGCGCACAGUGGAAGAGGGUCAUCGAGAACAAUAAUGUAUCCUUCCAGGAGUUUCUCCUGAAGAUCAUCGACGACGCGAUCUACACGUAUCAACUCAGCCUCGACGUGCACACGGCACUGCUUGAAAAGUGCGAAGCGAAGCUGUUCGUGGAGAAGCAGUCCGUGUCGACACCGGCGGUGUCGGACCACUACAUCGACAAGCGAAUUCUGCGCCACUUCGCUGGAAGCUCGCGGUCGCCGUUUCUUCACCGGCUGCUGGACGAGAAGGACCACUCACCGAUGACCAAAGGGGAGAUGAACAGUUUCCUGCACCACUUGCACCGUCGCACGAGCGUGCAGCACCGGAUGCUGAACGUCACCCAGAUAGUGCUGGCCAAGGCAUUCACAAAGUUGCGGCUGUGCUCGCGGGAGAUGGCAGAGCAGAUGUGCUCGUCGUGCAUCGAGAUCAGCGACCGCGCGAUGGAGGUGCGGGACGACGCCAAGACGCUGCUGAACCUGCACAUCUCUCUGCAGAGCUUCCGCACAACUGAGUUGAUGGCCGUGCUGACGCGCGUGACGAUGCUCUUUACGCCGGUGACAUUCCUGGCUGGCGUGUAUGGGAUGAACUUUCAAAAGCGCUUCCCGGAGCUGACGUGGGAGUACGGCUACCCAUUUUUCUGGCUCAUGUGCAUCAUAUUGGUCAUCAUCAUGCACACGUUCUUUGUGCGCGAGCACUGA
This is a messenger RNA of Leishmania braziliensis MHOM/BR/75/M2904, 2475 nucleotides long. RefSeq names its product MGT1 magnesium transporter (gene MGT1). Gene Ontology annotation, biological process: transmembrane transport; metal ion transport. The transcript has a single exon. NCBI's taxonomy places the organism in Eukaryota, Euglenozoa, Kinetoplastea, Trypanosomatida, Trypanosomatidae. Gene Ontology annotation, molecular function: cobalt ion binding; cobalt ion transmembrane transporter activity; magnesium ion binding. Bases 1 to 2475 code for a protein of 824 amino acids. Gene Ontology annotation, cellular component: membrane. The record is from RefSeq and is a predicted model, not a curated record.